AUGGGUCGCCUGUACUAUGUUUUGCGUGGCAUUAGAAGAUGUCAUCCAAAUUCUGCUUCUCAGAGACUACCAAUUGCACCAGCUGAUCUGCGUAAAAUGAUAAUGUUUAUAAAAAACUCUAUGUUUUCCAACCACGACAAAGCAAUGUGGACUUGUCUUAUCUUAGUGGCAUUUUUUGGCCUGUUAAGGGUGUCAGAGUAUGUUUGCCCCACCACGUCCACUUUUGAUACAGAAACUCACCUCACACCUGCUGACAUAUCCUUUUCCACGUGUGGUUCAAAUGCUGUAAUUAACCUUAAGUGCUCUAAAACAGAUCCGUUUAGGCUAGGGUGCAAGAUUCGCUUAGCAAAAAUUGGAGGCUCUCUUUGUCCUUACAAAGCCAUUCAAAAUUACCUAGCAUUCAGAGGAACCAAACUAGGGCCCUGGUUCACGUUUAGUGACGGAAAGUUUGUUACCCGGAAGUUUGUUUCUUCAUUUCUUACAAUAAGCUUGCCUAACAAUAUUAACAUUAACACGCAUAGUUUUCGCAUUGGUGGUGCUUCGGCUGCAGCUUCCUGCGGGAUACCCGAUUCCGCUAUUAAGAUUAUUGGACGCUGGAGUAGUGAUUGCUACAGAAGGUAUAUUCACCUGUCAGACAACGCUUUGAAAGAAUGGUCUACUCGCAUAGCAGAGUUAAAUGGACUGACAAAAAUCUAG
Molecule: messenger RNA, 696 nt
Organism: Hydractinia symbiolongicarpus
Lineage: Eukaryota; Metazoa; Cnidaria; Hydrozoa; Anthoathecata; Hydractiniidae
Exons: 1
Coding region: 1-696 (231 amino acids)
Biological process (GO): DNA recombination; DNA integration
Molecular function (GO): DNA binding
Source: RefSeq, a predicted model, not a curated record